Messenger RNA from Cydia fagiglandana, 1043 nucleotides. RefSeq names its product uridine diphosphate glucose pyrophosphatase NUDT14-like. Gene Ontology annotation, molecular function: UDP-sugar diphosphatase activity; metal ion binding. The coding region runs from base 180 to 881 and encodes 233 amino acids. The record is from RefSeq and is a predicted model, not a curated record. The transcript has 6 exons. NCBI's taxonomy places the organism in Eukaryota, Metazoa, Arthropoda, Insecta, Lepidoptera, Tortricidae. Gene Ontology annotation, biological process: nucleoside phosphate metabolic process; ribose phosphate metabolic process.
UACUCGCGGUCGCAGCGUAAUCGUAAUCGGUGUAUAUUUUAUUGUAAAUUAAGAUAUUUAUUAUUUCGAAGUUUAUAUAAAUUGUUCGUGUGGUUAAUUAGAUUAGAGAUAAUUCAUACUGAACAUACAUAAUUAUUAGAUUUCGACUAACGUAUAGAGAAGUUACUUGUAAUUGUACCAUGGAGGAUGUAAAAAAUAUUCGUGUAACCCCUAUGCCAGAAUCUAAAUACGUGAAGCCGCUAAGGUUCCACUACACUCAGAAUGGGAAGGAAAAGAACUGGGAUCUACUGGCAGUUCACGACAGCGUGGCUAUCGUUAUUUACAAUGUUACGAGAAAAGUUUUGGUGUUAGUUAAACAGUUCCGUCCAGCCAUGCACUUCAACAGCAUUCUCCCAGAAGACCGUGAUAAGGAAACCAUAGACAUUGAGAAAUAUCCUCCGUCUCUGGGACUGGCUCUCGAGAUAUGCGCUGGGAUUGUAGACAAGGACAAAUCAGUGGUGGAUAUAGCCAUUGAAGAAGUGUUGGAAGAGUGUGGCUAUAAUGUUCCCGCUGAAAAAAUGGAAAGGAUUAUUUCUUACAGAUCAGGAGUUGGUGUGCAAGCUGCACUACAGACACUCUUUUUCUGUGAAGUGUCAGAUGACAUGAAAACUGAACGUGGCGGAGGAGUUGAUGAUGAACUCAUUGAUAUUGUGGAGAUGACAAUUCCCGAGAUGGAAAAGUUACUGAGCUCUCCGGGACCUGUGCAGAGCCCACCCAGCUUCCUAUUCGCCAUGAUGUGGUUCUUGCACAACAAGGCUAGCAAGUAUAUUCGGUCGUUCGACUACACUUGCUCUGAAUGCAAAAAGCACAAGGAACGAGCUUGGGAUUGGCUCAUACAGUGACAGUAAGUAGGCAAUAGAAGGCAAGAAUAUUACAUCUUUUACCUUGAUAAAAUGUUAAUUUAUUCCUGUUUAAAUGUAUUGUUAUUCCUGGUUAUAAAUGCAUAAUUUGAAACUGUGAUUAUUGUUAAUGUGUUUUUGAAAUAUGAAAUUGUUAAAAAGGAA